Molecule: messenger RNA, 3443 nt
Organism: Lytechinus pictus (painted urchin)
Lineage: Eukaryota; Metazoa; Echinodermata; Echinoidea; Temnopleuroida; Toxopneustidae
Exons: 1
Coding region: 60-2207 (715 amino acids)
Source: RefSeq, a predicted model, not a curated record
GUUUUGAUGACUGGAAGAGAAAGGUUAGUAAGCAGCCAUAAGAUAUUCCUGGAAAGAAAAUGUUUUCGUGUUGCAAAUGUGUGAAAUCAUUUGAAAAAAGUGGGGAUCUAUGGAACCAUUUAAAGAUCCAUAACAUCAAUACGAAGACCAGAACAAAACUUGUGUGUCAUGUGCAAGAAUGUUUUAAAACAUUUUAUCAUGGUUAUAGCUACAAGCGGCACUUACAAUAUCAUGAUUCCAUUGCACAAAAUGUCAGUGAUGGAAAUGCUGUUUCUGAUGAUGAAAGUGUAUCAGAUCAGUCAGAAGUGCUGCCAAAUGAAAAACCCAACGAGGAAAUAUCAGCAAAUAUCAAACAUUCUGUUUCUGAAUAUGUAGCAAAACUUAAAAGCUCUUCCCUGCCAUCAUCUACUGUGCAAAGCAUCAUUUGUGACACACAGGAGCUGCUCAGGAAUGUAAAUGAAGCAGUUCUACAAGUGUCAGCCCCCGUCAUUGAGGACAUAGCUCAUGAUAUCAAACCGUCAGAUGAUAAAAUUGACAGUCUACAGUCAGUCCUCCACAUGGUGAAAGAUCCAUUUGAUUAUUUCAGUUUAUCUACUGUCCACAAGCAAAACCAAUAUGCCCACGAAUGUAAAGUUCUUAUUGAGCCAGAAGAAAUUGUUUUGGGCAAAGCAUACAGAGAAUGUUUGAAUGUGCGUACUGGAAGGACUGAGCAAAAACAAGUUGAUGAAACUUUUCAGUAUGUGCCAAUAGGAGACAGUCUUAAAGUGUUCUUGGAACAACCAGGCUAUAUGUCGGUCAUCAGUCAAGAAAAAGACAGUGCUGGUGAGAAAGAAGUUCUUCAGACUUAUAGAGAUGGAUCAUAUUAUAGGACUUUUGAAGGGAAACAAAACUGUUUAAAUAUUGAAUUGUUACUCUAUAAUGAUGACUUCGAGACAGUAAAUCCCCUCGGUUCAAAGAAAGGGAAACACAAACUUCUUGGAGUCUAUUUAACUGUUGCUUCUUUGCCCAAGAAAUAUCAAGCUAAGCUUGAAAAUGUACUUUUGGUCGCUUUAGCAAAAUCUUCUCUUGUGUCCAAAUAUGGUGUUAAUGCUGUUCUGCAGCGUAUUUCUGAUGAUCUUGAACUUCUCUUUACGGAAGGUCUACAUAUAGAUAGUCCAGAUGGAUUCAACGGCACCAUUCGUCUGAGACUUCUCCAGGCAGUCGGUGAUAACUUGGCUCUCAAUACCAUACUUGGCUUUGCUGGAAGUUUUAGUGCAAACUACUAUUGCAGGUUCUGCAAGGCACUUAAGGCAAUAUGCAGAAAACAGGUAGUUGUUGAUGAAAGGUUACUUCGUACUAAAGAAAACGUUGAUUAUGAUAUCAGUUUAAAAGAUGUAUCCCAAACAGGACUCCGGAGAUCAUGUGCUCUCAAUUCACUGAGCUAUUACCACGUAUCACAAAACUAUGCUCCUGACCUGAUGCACGAUUUCCUAGAAGGGUUACUUCCAUUUGAGAUGAAACUUGUCCUGUCUGAGCUCAUACAACAGGGCAGAUUUAGCCUUGAUGAACUAAACAGUCGUAUUCGGUCAUUCAGCUACGGCGUAACAGAACACGCAAACAAGCCCAGCCUCAUUCUUCAAAGUCACCUUAACAACCCAUUAGGAGCAAGUGGUCAAAAGGCAUCACAGAUGAGCUGUCUUGUUGAAUUCAUACCUCUGAUUGUGGGAGAUAAAGUUGAAGAAGGGUGUGAAUACUGGAGGUUGUUCACAAUUCUUCUGGAAAUCUUCCAGCUGGUCAUAGCACCAAACAUUAGCAUUGCUGUUACCUACUACUUGCAGUCAAGGAUUAGUGAGCAUCAUCAGUUGUAUUUGCAACUAUUUCCUGAUAACCAUCUCCUCCCCAAGCAUCACAAUCUUCUCCACUAUCCCCGAGCAAUGAGAGAGCUAGGUCCUUUGUCACAGUAUGCUUGUAUGAGGCAAGAAGGAAAGCACAAGCCUUUGAAAAGGUGGGCAAAAACUUGCAAUAACUACAAGAACAUUGCCAAAACAAUUGCACGUAAACACCAGGAAGAUCAAGCAUUCAGAAUGCUCAAGAAAGAAAACAUCAACAGCGAAUGUGUAUGCAUCCACAGUUCAGAAUUUGUUAAAGUGUGUGAUCUUCUGUUUCUGUUUGUUUCUGUUUGUGGUAACUCCCGUAGGAACUCGGCAGGACAGCAUUUUUGCUGGUAAACGCCAAGCUGGUUUGUAACCAAUUACCUAUGAAACAUUUUACGUCUAAGUUUAUCAGUCAUAGUGGCUGACGUUAUAGACGACAGAUAUCACUCUUGGGCCUUUUUAUCAAAGUGGAGACAAUGGCAGAGUUGGGAUUCGAACUCACAACCUUGCGAUUAUGAGUCCAAUGCUCUAACCACUGGACCACACGACCCGUGAUAGUGAGGCAGAAGUAUGUCAGCUGUUGAGCUGUGAACCUGAUGCUGUACUAGAAUUGUGUGAUAAAGUAACAUUUUAUGGAUACACAUACAGACCUAAUAUAAUGUUGCUAACUGACUGGUGUGGUGAACUACCAUCUUUCUCAAGAAUUGAUUGUCUUAUGAGAAAGCAGGAUAGACUAUAUUUGAUGAUCCAACCAUGGAAGACAUAUUACUUUCAUGAUCACUUUCAAGCCUAUGUUGCAUCAGAAGAUGAGUUGGCUACAUUGCAGUUGGUUGAUCCUGAAAACCUGUUUGAACACAGACCUGUUCAUGCAGUGAAGAGUCAUGGUAUUGCAGAUCAUCGGUGGUACAUUCCUACCCGAUACAUGCUGUCAUAAGUGCAUCAAAGUUAACUCAGAGCCAAAAAUGAUGUACAGGUACAAUACACUGUAGUUUCAAUUCCUCAAUACCAGUUCAAACUUAUGUACUUUCUUUCAACGAAUAAAUGUGUAUGUACAAUUUUUUUUCUUAAUAAUAGCCUUUACAUAGAACUGAAUAUUUAGAAGGAGCAAAGUAAACCCCUCAAAGACAUUUUUGUAAUAUAACUUUGAUCAUCCAUAUCUCUGUUUACUGUAGCACUUCUAUGCAUCAUUAUACAUUCAUAUAAUAGGAAUGUCAGUUCAUUUCCAUUUCAAACAAUACACCAUCAGUAUUGAAUCUCAAAUAAUGGAAGGUAUAAAACACCUUAAAUGUAAACACUAUUAGUUCAAAAGUGUUUAAUUAUCUUUAGGAUACAAUGUUGGCACUCAUGCAGAACCACUUCAAUAUGACAAGAUCAAUUACACUCUAUCUAUCCUAAAACAAAUUAAGAAAUUUGACAUCGACAGUGAACACUAAUUUUCACUUUUGACAUGGUACCGUAAUUCAGUUGUCUUACACAUUCCAUAAUGUUUAAUUUUAUAGCUAUUUGAACUAGUACAAUCAGAAGCAUCUUUUCAAAGGAGAAUAGACAUACAUUACAAGUACAUUUCAAUAAUUUUGAUUUCAAGUAAAA